GAAGUUUUUCCAAGUUUAAGAAAACGAAUAAAAAAUUGUUCCCGCCAAAUCCAAAAGAUAAGUUUUAUCUUUUCUGUAAUGGGAGUCACAUGCAUCUACCCUUGGCCUUUGGCUAGUGGAAAGAAUGGUCAACAAGUUGUUGACACAUUGCAGAAAAAUGUUGAAUUAGCUGGUGCAAUUUGGUCUGAUGGUUGGUGUGUGGACUGUGAAACUUAUCAGUCUGUUGCAUCAAUGGGAAGUCCAGCAAAAAUGCUCCAUAUUCUUCACAACACCGAGUUUCCACUUUCGACAUUUUCAUGUGUGGAAAAUGGAUGUUGUCUGAUUUCUGAUCGAGGUUUUGAUAGUAUAUUGUCAAAGAUGAAAUCUUGCUAUGAACGCAAAGGGGCAAAAAUUGAGGCUAAAGGCCAACGUUAUGAACUUGGUGACUUUGUGAUUAAAAUUGGGCAGGUAACUGUUGGUGUCAGUUUCAAAGGGAUCCUCAUUGAGGUUGAAUACCUUCCUUGUCUGGUAGCCUCACAAUGUUGGGACCUUCUUCAAGAAUUUCUUGAAGGUAUCACAGGAAUUGCCGUCACAAUGCCCGCUUUGCCAAUCAAGAAACCUGAAAGCAAGUUUAAACCAUGUGAUACGAUUCUGCAGUAUUUAGAACAAUUUAACAAAUGGAAAAGGACAAGCUCUAAUUAGGAAAAAUUCUUGUUAUCUCUGGUUUGGCUUAAUCUUCUUGACCUGGGGGGAGGAGGAAGGAGAUAGCUAAUUUCUGUGACGUAGUCCGUUCUUGUGAGAAAUUUAAUUCUUAAAGUUGAUAGCUAUAGCCCUAUUCACGCGACAUAAACUAAACCGGGUUCAACCCAGGUUAAUUUUUUGCGUGUGGACACUACUAACCCAGGGUUUACACGCAAAAAACUUAACCUGGGUUGAACCCGGGUUAGUUUAUGUCGUGUGAAUAGGGCUUGUGUUUGCACUUGCUCGAGACCAAUCAGCGCACCCCGAUAAAUUGAUAUAUAUCGAUUAAACUUAUCAGCGAGUACUGAAAAAGUGAUGGAGUGUCACAAUUCGUCUUUACUACCAAACACCUCUAACACACUCCUAGCUGGGCCACUUUCGUUGUCUGUUGUAUCAGGUUGAUAGCUGUUCCACAGUUUUUGAUUAGCGAUACUUGUGCUUAUUUUGCGUAUACAUCGCUCAUGUGAAACUCGAUGUGAGAAUGCAGGCGUAAAAUCCACAAUAUGAAACGGUUACAAACGGUUUGAAAUUGUUUGAAGUAGCUAGCUCUCAUUUCGCAACCAAGUCGUCAAUAGAAACUAUACUAAGGAACACGAAGGAGAAUGAAAAAGCUUCGUAAUGUUGUUUUCUUGUCGAGAUGGGAAAAUAAAAAAACGAAGAUUUUGUUCGUGAUGGCAAGACUCAAGAUUAAUCAUCACCAUAUUUCUUACCAAACUAUAAAAUACCUUACUUGUUUCCUUGACGUAUCUUGUGGAUUAUUUAUGCGUAUCUUGGUGCAUGGGAAAUUGUGUCCAGCGGGAUUGUCCGGGGACUUCGUACGUAUUGUCAGGUCUCUGGUUAUUCGUAAUCAUAAAUAUUGAAAAACCAAUGAUUCCAAAUUGUGCUGGAAAUCGUUUGACGAUACAACCAUGAUACAACCAAACUGUUUGAUUCAAUAUAUAUGUUAAUAUCGGCAGUCCAAGUUUAAAGUGAAUUUUUUGCAUCCCGCGAUGCUUGAUAUUGGCAUGGUUUAUUCUGCAUUUCACAUUGUAAGAAAUGUGUAUGUGCUGUUAUUUUAUUAAGCUUUAAUGUGUAAAUAUAUUUACUAUGUUCACUGAUAGCGUCGGUUUAUUCUUAAUAGCCACAUUUAAACUAGUUCACCUUAUAAGUCAGAUCAUUAAAUUAGGUUUUAGCUGAAGAUAAAUAUAUUUCUAGUAAAAUUUGUGUUUCCCAGAACAUCUCUUACUUUACGGAGAACCAACAAAUCAAUACGUGAAUUUCAAAGUGCCGCAUCAGUGAGACACUCUAAUUCUUUGAAAAUAAAUUGUUAUGAUUAACAAUAAUCAUUUUAUUCAUGUUUAUCCAGGAA
Messenger RNA from Xenia sp. Carnegie-2017, 2068 nucleotides. RefSeq names its product mediator of RNA polymerase II transcription subunit 20-like. The record is from RefSeq and is a predicted model, not a curated record. Gene Ontology annotation, biological process: regulation of transcription by RNA polymerase II. Bases 79 to 681 code for a protein of 200 amino acids. NCBI's taxonomy places the organism in Eukaryota, Metazoa, Cnidaria, Anthozoa, Malacalcyonacea, Xeniidae. The transcript has 5 exons. Gene Ontology annotation, molecular function: transcription coactivator activity. Gene Ontology annotation, cellular component: mediator complex.